Molecule: messenger RNA, 3335 nt
Organism: Chlorocebus sabaeus (green monkey)
Lineage: Eukaryota; Metazoa; Chordata; Mammalia; Primates; Cercopithecidae
Gene: GLE1
Product: GLE1 RNA export mediator
Biological process (GO): poly(A)+ mRNA export from nucleus
Cellular component (GO): nuclear pore cytoplasmic filaments; nuclear pore; cytoplasm
Molecular function (GO): inositol hexakisphosphate binding; phospholipid binding; translation initiation factor binding
Source: RefSeq, a predicted model, not a curated record
GGGGCUGUAUUGCGCGCGCGCCCCGGAAGCGGAAGCCUUCCCGGCCUUGCCGGCGGCUGAUUCGAGGGCUUGUUUGGUCAGAAGCGGCGCCUUAGAGAACCUGCGCCAGAGCCAACCAUGCCGUCUGAGGGUCGCUGCUGGGAGACCUUGCAGGCUCUACGCAGUUCCGACAAAGGUCGCCUUUGCUACUACCGCGACUGGCUGCUGCGGGGCGAGGAUGUUUUAGAAGAAUGUAUGUCUCUUCCCAAGCUAUCUUCUUAUUCUGGAUGGGUGGUAGAGCACGUCCUACCCCAUAUGCAGGAGAACCAGCCUCUUUCUGAAACUUUGCCAUCCUCUGCGUCGGCUUCAGCCCUAGACCAACCCUCGUUUGUUCCCAAAUCUCCUGACACAAGCUCCGCCUUUUCCCCAGCCUCCCCUGCAACACCAGAUGGAACCAAGGGCAAAGAUGAGUCCCAGCACACAGAAUCUAUGGUACUUCAAUCCUCACGGGGGAUCAAAGUGGAAGGCUGCAUCCGAAUGUACGAACUGGCACACAGAAUGAAAGGAGCAGAGGGCCUGAGGCAAUGGCAGGAGGAGCAGGAGAGGAAGGUGCGAGCCCUCUCGGAGAUGGCAUCUGAACAACUGAAGCGGUUUGAUGAAUGGAAGGAACUGAAGCAGCAUAAGGAAUACCAAGACUUGCGGGAAGUAAUGGAGAAGAGCUCUAGAGAAGCCUUGGGACACCAAGAGAAGCUAAAAGCUGAGCACCGUCACAGAGCAAAGAUUCUCAACCUGAAGCUGCGGGAGGCGGAGCAGCAACGCGUGAAGCAAGCGGAACUGGAGCGGCUUCGGAAAGAAGAAGGCCAGGUCCGCCUGCGGGCCCUCUAUGCUUUGCAGGAGGAGAUGCUGCAGCUCAGCCAGCAGCUGGAUGCUUCUGAGCAGCACAAAGGCCUGCUUAAGGUCGACCUGGCUGCCUUCCAGACCCGAGGCAACCAGCUGUGCAGCCUCAUCUCAGGGAUCAUCCGGGCCUCUUCAGAGAGUGGCUAUCCUACAGCAGAGAGCCAAGCUGAGGCUGAGCGAGCUCUGCAGGAAAUGCGGGACCUCCUUAUGAACUUGGGGCAGGAGAUCACCAGAGCCUGCGAAGACAAGAGGAGGCAGGAUGAAGAGGAGGCCCAGGUAAAGCUGCAAGAGGCACAGAUGCAGCAGGGACCAGAAGCCCACAAAGAGCCCCCAGCUGCCAGCCAGGGCCCAGGAGGGAAACAGAAUGAAGACCUCCAGGUGAAGGUACAAGACAUUACAAUGCAGUGGUACCAGCAGCUGCAGGAUGCUUCCAUGCAGUGUGUGUUGACCUUUGAGGGCCUGACCAACAGCAAGGACAGUCAGGCCAAAAAGAUAAAGAUGGACCUCCAGAAGGCUGCUACCAUCCCAGUGAGCCAAAUCUCUACCAUUGCAGGCUCAAAACUGAAGGAGAUCUUUGACAAGAUCCACAGCCUGCUCUCUGGAAAACCUGUUCAAUCUGGUGGGCGCUCUGUGUCUGUCACACUUAACCCACAGGGGCUGGACUUUGUUCAAUACAAACUGGCAGAGAAAUUUGUGAAACAAGGCGAGGAGGAAGUGGCCUCUCACCAUGAAGCAGCAUUCCCCAUCGCAGUUGUGGCAUCUGGGAUCUGGGAGCUCCACCCCAGAGUGGGGGACCUCAUUCUUGCUCAUCUACAUAAGAAGUGUCCUUACUCUGUUCCUUUCUAUCCCACUUUCAAGGAGGGAAUGGCUUUGGAAGACUAUCAGAGGAUGCUUGGCUACCAAGUAAAGGAUUCCAAAGUGGAGCAGCAAGACAACUUUCUAAAACGCAUGUCAGGGAUGAUCCGUCUCUACGCUGCCAUCAUCCAGCUCCGGUGGCCAUAUGGAAACCGACAGGAGAUUCACCCUCAUGGCUUAAAUCAUGGAUGGCGCUGGUUGGCACAGAUCUUAAACAUGGAGCCCUUGUCAGAUGUGACAGCCACCCUCCUCUUUGACUUCCUGGAGGUGUGUGGGAAUGCCCUCAUGAAGCAAUACCAGGUUCAGUUCUGGAAGAUGCUAAUUCUUAUCAAAGAGGACUACUUUCCCAGAAUUGAAGCUAUCACAAGCUCAGGACAGAUGGGUUCCUUCAUACGCCUCAAGCAGUUCUUGGAGAAAUGUUUGCAACACAAGGACAUUCCUGUCCCCAAGGGCUUUCUGACUUCCUCCUUCUGGCGCUCCUGAUGUCACUCCAUCACCUACCAUCACCAUUAUGCUGCAAAGAGGCAAUAAUAAAGGAACUGAAGACACCUGUAUUUGGGAGAAGUCAUGUCAGAUUCAGAAAUUUGCCAAUAUGUAUUUUUAUGUAUUUAUACCUUGUGACUAGGAGAGGAGAUUUUCAUGCGUCACAAAAUUCUUGGAGGUCCCUUAGUAGAUUUGGUAGUUCCUUAAGAGAUCCACAUGAUAAAAUAAAUGGAAUUGGCCUUUCUUGUUUUUUGCAAAAGUGAUAAAAGGUGUUUAGCACUUGGUCUCCUCCCUUCUUUGUCUCUAGUGUCUUUCAGAAAGUUGGCAAUACCUUAACAAAUGCACUCUGAGCUGGAGGGAGCCCACCAUUUGCACCCACCUACCCACCCUCACCCCUGUUCAGAUGCAUUUCCAGAAAGAGCUAAGGCUCAUAAGGUUCCCUUUUAAGUAUUAUUUAAUAGUUGAGGCCAGAUACUUAAUGCAAGUCUGGGUUAUGGUGGUUUUGCCUUUCUCAGCUGGUGAAGUCAUUCUAAAGCCAGAGGAAGUAUGUGAUAUACACAUGGACUAAGGCCCAGAUGACACUCUGGCUAGAUUAGCAUCUGGGAUUAGGACUGGAAACACGUCAUAUGGAACGAAGGGGAACUCUUUGUCAUCCUAAUUUGGAAGUUGGUCCCUGGAUGGCCAGGGAUGCAUGAACCAGGCAGGUACCUUUUUUGGUUUUGUUUUUGUUUUGUUUCUUUUCAGUUUGAAUUAAGAUGGGGCGUGCAACAUUAAACAUGAGCUGAGCAUCCAUAAGCAUUGAAUUGGGAUUAAACAAACAUGUUGGGCAGGAAUUGAACACCGCUAAUAUGAUGAUAAAUAUGCCUGACUAAAGCCACUACAAAAAUUCAGAGAUUGGCUGUUCAGAUAAGAGUUGAGAUUUGUUUUGUGGAAAGACUAAUUCUCUUUGAUACUGCAAAGGCAGUGGCCAUGGAUCUAUUCCUCUGUGCUAAAUGUCUUGUGGCAGGGUGUGUUUGUGGGGGAGUGUUUGCUGGUACUCUUGAGUAGCCUGAAGUGACCCAUUCUAUGAAUUGUUAAUUAUGGUGCCAAAAAAAUAAAUAAAUAAUAAAGCUUGGUUUUUU